This is a messenger RNA of Ipomoea nil (Japanese morning glory), 450 nucleotides long. RefSeq names its product heavy metal-associated isoprenylated plant protein 32-like. Gene Ontology annotation, molecular function: metal ion binding. The coding region runs from base 31 to 450 and encodes 139 amino acids. NCBI's taxonomy places the organism in Eukaryota, Viridiplantae, Streptophyta, Magnoliopsida, Solanales, Convolvulaceae. The transcript has 5 exons. The record is from RefSeq and is a predicted model, not a curated record.
AAAAAAUUAAAAAAAAAAAAAAAAAAAAAAAUGAGUGAAGUACAGUUCUUGAAGAUCCAGACUUGUGCCCUAAAAGUAAACAUUCACUGUGAAGGCUGUAAGCAAAAAGUGAAGAAAAUCUUGCAAAAGAUUGAUGGCGUGUACAUCACAAAAUUCGAAGCUGAGGUGGGCAAGGUCACCGUCUCCGGCGAAGUGGAGCCGGAGACGUUGAUCAGAACGCUGAACAAGAACGGCAAGCAUGCUGAGCUAAUUGGUGACCCCAAGGAAAAUAAUGGCGUGCGGGUUGAGGACGGCAAAUGUGCAAUCCUUACUUGUACUUUGCUGGCGGGGUUGAACUCUAGAAAUGUAGUCUUAAUCCCUAAAAAGAAGAACCCUGAACGGGUUACGGAUUUGAGGCCGAUAGCGUUGUGCAACGUUGCAUACAAAAAGGAUGAUGCACCGUCUCAAUAA